UGUAAUUUGAAAUUUUGUUUGAAAUUUCGUUUGAGUUAAAAAAUAGUGCAGAUACAGAGACACACAUAUUCUAUGGCUUUCAUUUUUUUUUAAUUUCUCGUUAAUUUACACCAUCAGAAAUUAGUAACAUAACAAAGGAUUGUUUGGUAAAAAGUCGAAAUGAUUGGAGAUUUAGCAGACUUCGACGAUGUCAGCGACGUGAUUUUAAUACCACCAAAAAAGGGGAUAAAGAAUCAUGCACUUGACUCAUUAAGCAUGAUAGUCUUAGAUGAUGACGUUGGACAUCCAAGUACUAGACAAACCUGUGACAUAAAAUAUGAUAAAAUAUUUUUAGACAAUAAGAAUUUAGUAAAAUUUAUAGAAAAAUGUUUUGCUCUGGAGAAUUCAGAUGGGAUGGCGAGAAUUGUUAAUCGCACAUUAUUAGGCUUGUACCAGAACACAUGUCCUGAGUACAAAAGUUCACAUCGAUUUCAAAAUAUUUUGGACAAUGCCUUUAUGAAGUUAGAGUUAGAUCCAAAACACAAGUUCUCACACAUAAAAGGUGUGUGUGAUGCAUUGAAACUUCAUAAAGUUAAGAAGAAGGCCAAGCUUAUAACAAUGUCCACAGCUUUACAAGAUAAGUUAAAAGAAGACACUGCUCUUCAGAGAAGAUCACCAGUAGAUGGGGUUUCAAAAAAGAAAUCGAGGCUUAACUUUAUAAACUUAGAUGAUAAAGGAGCAAACAUUAUAGAAAUCAAAGAUGAUGACAGUGAUGUAAUUGUUGUUGACAACAGUUCAGAACUUUCAAAUGAAAACAAAAUCACUAUAAGAGAAACAAUUAAGACUGAAGAUAGUACAAAUGAACCUAUGAAAGAAAUGGAUGUAGAAACGAAAAUAAUUAAGGAUGUUCAAGAUAUUAAUGUUGAUUUUUUUAUUAUGAAAGAUUCAGAAAGCAACAAGACUGAACUGCUAGUACCUGUAGGAAAAAAAUCCUCUACAAUUGAUACUGAGACUCGAAUCAAGGAAAUUGAAAUUACUAUAGCUAAUUAUAAAGAGAAAAUAGUUAAGUUGGAGCAACAGGACGUUUGUGAUGAUUCUCUUUAUUCACCAUAUAUUCAGAGUGAAAAGUUAAAACAAAAGAUUGUGGAUCUGUAUAAAGAGCUGUGUAGUCUUACUGGAGAUGAGCCAAUUAAAAGACGCGAAGUUCGACUGCAAGUUGCAAAAGAUCAUCCUCCUGCACCUGUUCAAAAACUUGAACAGUUCCUCAAUGAGAACAUAGGGUCAAAUGGAGAGCCACCGUUCCCUGAUUUCCAUGACGUGAUGAUGUGUGUAGCAGAGGCCAAUGCUACUGAGAGUUUGGGCUGGAAUGCCGUGCAGGUCAUGUCUGAAGCAAAUGCAUUGUUCACUCAAUGUGGUCGCGCUCUGCAAAAACGUCGUCAGCAACGCGAAUGGCGAGACUUGCUAUGUCGAGUCAGGAGCGAAGACUUGCGAGAUCCUGCUGAUGAUGAUCCCGAGCUGCUGGCAAGACUCGAGGAGAACCGACGCACGGCCGCAAAGAAAGAACGGGAUCUUAUGGAGAGGUUUACAAAUAUUGAUUGCGACGUUCCCAGCCUUAAUUUACAUGUAGAUAUUAAUGAUUCGCACGAUCAGAUAGUGGACAAAAGCGACGAACAAGAUAGCGACAGUGAGAAGGAGGAGAAAAUUCCGAUCUUCACUAAUAAGGAAGUCAAAAUAGAGAAAGACAUUGAAACAGAUAAACUCGACAGCUCCGACAUUGAAACUAAAAAACUUGACAGUUCCAACAGUGACAACAAUGAGGUCACUGCCGAUGUCAAAGUAAAGAUUGAACCCGUAGACCUAUCAGUCCUUUACGACAGUGUCGAGAACAGCGUCACAUCAGUCAUAUUCGACGUCGAAGAUCCAUUUUUGGUGAUUGAAAUUUCGUCCGAUAGCGAUGAUGACUGUAAUGAAACUGCUGAAAAAUUAUGAAAAUUGAACUGUUUAUCGUAAAAGGCAACUAACAAAGACAUCUGUCAUAAAGUACUUAUUUAAUUAAUAGGGCUCACUCAAAAUCGAAAAUUAACAUUCGUGCACGUGAUCGGCGUGCGAUAAUAUGGCUACAUUGAAUACACUGGCUCCAACUGACAUCACACAAUGAAGUUCCGUCUAACAGUUAUGAAUUGUCGUGACAAUUUUGAAAAAAAAAUGUCGCGUUCCCUAUUCUAAAUUUGAGUAGCAAAUGUUACUCUAUUCUGUGAAGCAAUACUAGAGUAAGUCGUAGAGAUAAUAUAAUAUUUUAGCAAACAUUUUAUUCUCAUACAUUCAUGUUAUUACAGUUUUAAGUAAUUCACGUAAAAUGAUAUAUAUUAUAUAUAUUGCUUUUAACCGCAACUAGACAAUUAUAACCUGUGAUAAACACUGCCUUAGUCUUACACAUACAGAAAUUAAUUCAAAUUAAAUUAUACCAAGAUUUUAAAUGCUGUUUCUUUAGAAACAUUGUGUUAGUUGAAAAGCAAUCUCUUAAAAUAACAUAAUAUAUUUUAUGGUCACAAGAGCGAGUAAAAGGAACCUAAGACUUUUUUAUCAAGUGAACAUGCGUUUUUAUCAGCCGAUUAAUUGCAUAUACUGACUGCAUGCACAAUUGAAGCAUUAGUAUUUAUUCAAUUUCUAUUUUUAACGUUCAAAUGUAUCAAGUCUUUGUUUUGUGGCAAGUUUUCUUUAUAGCCGGUAUGUGUGCUCACGUGCUUUGAAGUGAUUAGUCUACGAGCGCAAAAUGUGGAAAGUCGUGCAUCAUUAUUAAUUAUAUAUUCAUUGUUAGUUUAGUCAUAUUUAAAUUUGUGGUUUUAAUAAAGAUUUCACAUUAGGAAACAGGCUUUUUAUUUUUUAAACGCCAUGUUAAUCUCAUUUUCAUUUCUGAACUAGUUUCUGCUUGCAGCUUCUCCCAUGUACGUAAACUACUGUGACGUGUUGUUCGAAUGGACCAAAAUAAAAAUAUAUUGGCAUAGGUAUUCAUAGGUCCUUCUGUGCAAAUUUCUAAGUUAAUUGUUGACUAAAAAUUAUGUUGAAUGAUUCAGUUAUAUCAUAUAUUUUUUUAUUUGCCUCUGCAUGCAGACGAGUACACGGCCCACCUCAUGGUGAGUGGUUACCGUCGCCCAUGGACUUCAGCAAUGCCAUCAAAAAUAGGCCAAGUCUAAUAAAUGCCCGAUAAAUUAACUUAUUCUUAGGAUGGAUUAGAUGAAAUGUAUCAAUUUAAAAUCCAAUCGAACCGCGGAGUCUACCUAAGGUUGCCAAAGGCGGGAGCAGCUGCCAGUUCGAAUUGCAUUUAGAAAUAGGAGCCUACUAAAACAAAGUUAUUUAUGUUUGGUUUGGUAAAUUAAUCACUAUAUUAAUUUUAGCCUAAAAUAUUAUUUAGGUUUUGGUUUCGGAAUCUGCAUAUAAAAUCUAAAAAGGGGCGAAGGCAGGGAAGAAAUAAAAAAUAAUAAUAAUAUUAAAACAAAAAGUAACGAAUGACAAACUCACAUUUCAUUAGUUUUGUACAGAUUUAAUUCGACAGACUGUUUAAAUACUUAUAUGACUGAUUAACAUAUGCUUAUUCGGCAGUUUUUUUUUUUUCAAUUCGGUACGUGAUCGAGACAUUGCCUUGUAGUUGGGUUGAGUAUCAGAAACACGAAUCGUCAUCAAUCGCCAUACAAACUUACAUAUAUACAGAAAUUACUAAAUCCAAUACUUCAUUCUGACCUAGCCCCGUGUUAUAAAAAUAAAAACCAUAAUGAUUCUUUAAAUGAAAGGAAAUAUCUGUUAGUGUUAAGUCUCUUAAGUCACAGGGUCGGUGUUCGCCUCACAAUGUAUAAAAUUAGUAGUUAAUAUGAAUUAAAGUAGAAUAUUUUUCCAAAUUGAUACAAUUUCAAGAGACCGUGUGUUUUAAGAGAGCUACUGUUUAUCAAUAACGCGUCAAUUAAUUUUAAAUUAAUCUACAUCCUGGACAGAUAUCUAAAGCACAACACAAACGGGGACACAUCUUAUUUUUAUUAAAAAGAAAAAUUGCUUUUACUAAAGUAUGUAUUUUUAUUUUACAUAUCCCGAUGUCUACACGUCAUACCUUAGAUUUUUUUUAUUUUAUAUAAAAUCAAAAACCUGAUUAAAAGCUGCUAAGUAUAAAAAAAGCUUGACCGACAGUAACGAUUAUGCAAAUUCGUAGAGAGAUAAGUAUUCCGCGCAGACAGGAGAGCGAGCAGCUACUUUUGUUCGAAAACAGGGAUUUGAAUGCUUAAAAAAAUAUCUCUAUAAGGCCUUACCUUACACAUUCUUACAUUAAUUUUCGUAUAUUCAUAUCGUCUUUGACAAUGUGACGAAUUAAAUAAAAUAAAAAAAUCGACAAGUCCGCUAACAUGUAAGUGACUGAUUGAACCAACGAGCCUUCGGAGGCAACACUUGCGGCAGCGACCAUGGGCACACCGCGCAUUCUGUAACAAUUCAUGUGUGCGUCCAAACACGCAAAAGAGAGCAAGGAAAGGCCGAGAUGAGCAAAAUAUCUACAUUUUAAAAAUAAUUUCCUUUUUUCAUAAAAUGCAUCAGUCUUCGCUGAAAACGUUGGGUUUCAGGAGACACGAUCAUCAUCAGUCUUGAUUGAUUCAGCAUGAGUUUGGUCGAAAUCAUCAGUUCGUAUUACCACAGAAGGCGCAUUAACUACAGUAGUUCAUCUGAACGAACGGCAAGUGUUACACAUGAAGGGACCUGGCGCCUACAAGGCGACUCUGAUCAUUUCAGGACUAUUCAAUCACACACCACAUUCAAGAAUUAUAUUUAUUUCAAUUUUUUUUUUGGGUUUUUUUUUACUUUUUUUUAUUUAGCUCUUUAGACUAUGGUAUUAACUUCAAGUUUGCGUCCAUCUUUUCGACACGAUAUCAAAAUGAUAUUUAAUUUGAACUAAGGUCUGUUUAUCGAAAUGUGGAUUGAUUGGAACGCGCUGGUGUAGCUCCAGUCAGUAUUGCGAUCCAACCCACAGACCCGAGCUGCAGCGAGAGGCCUCGUCCUACGCGAACCAGCGACGCGACGCGUUAUCGCUCAACCUUUCCCGCGCGACAUUCGUAGCAGGAAUCAGGCGCACAGUAUCGCUUCGUGUCGCAUCGCAUCGCAUCGCCCAGGACGACGGGUAAGCGAAAAGAGAACGAACAAAACAAAA
This is a messenger RNA of Bombyx mandarina (wild silkworm), 5161 nucleotides long. RefSeq lists its product as uncharacterized. Gene Ontology annotation, molecular function: transcription corepressor activity; nuclear androgen receptor binding; transcription coactivator activity. Gene Ontology annotation, biological process: nucleosome assembly; negative regulation of DNA-templated transcription; regulation of apoptotic process. The record is from RefSeq and is a predicted model, not a curated record. Gene Ontology annotation, cellular component: PML body; nucleus. NCBI's taxonomy places the organism in Eukaryota, Metazoa, Arthropoda, Insecta, Lepidoptera, Bombycidae.